Molecule: messenger RNA, 1617 nt
Organism: Vanrija pseudolonga
Lineage: Eukaryota; Fungi; Basidiomycota; Tremellomycetes; Trichosporonales; Trichosporonaceae
Gene: UBL3
Product: Ubiquitin-like protein 3
Exons: 6
Coding region: 569-1117 (182 amino acids)
Molecular function (GO): protein binding
Source: RefSeq, a predicted model, not a curated record
CAGUAGGGCCCGCACCCGGUCUCCUCCGUCCACCCAGCAAGACUACCCUUUUACCCACUCUUGGACUCGACAUCUCGCCGCCUCCUUCGCAUCGCAUCGUUGCUCAUAGACGACAAGCACAGGCGACAGCAGGUUAGACCGCAGCAGCAACAUCGGCAGCAGCAUUUGAACCAGCGACGACAACGACGACGACGGCGACACGUCCGCAGCCCCCCUCCCUGCCGCCGGUACCCCGCAAGCACGCAAACCCACACCUUCGGACCCCGGCCCAGCCUCGCCUCCGUUCCUUGCCUGCCAAGAACGCUCAUCUCGUCUCCCCCUUGCACACGCGACCACGACGAGGCAGCGAGCCUGAUCCACUCCACUCCCUCCCCCUCCGACCCACUCCGCCGCAACCAAGAGAUUGCCAAGGCAGCCGGCGUUCUCCUGCGCAGUAAAGCCUCAAUUCUCGGCUCGCCCGGCUCCCCCGCACCUCCUGUUCACAUAACCGUCCGUUGCCCCGGAACCUCCUUCUUCCUCCAUCACCGUUCCUCUUCCACCUACUCGCACUCCGACACUCCGACCGACCAUGAGCGCAAGACCAUCCACCGAGGCCGCCCCGGUGGCCGCCCCCGCCGUCGAGACCCCCGCACCAGAGCCUACGACAACAACACCACCGCCCGCCGCGGCGCCGCAGCCCUCAACCCCACCAAGGGAACCCGAGCCUCCUCAUCCGAUGGUCCACCUCCGCGUACUCAUCAUCUCGGGCCAGUUCCACACGUUCUCGUUUGAACCCGAGACGACGGUCGGGCGUAUGAAGGAGCUCAUCUGGAGCAUGUGGCCGUCAGAAUGGACAGACCCGGGACAACCCCCCUCGCCGACAUGGCUCCGCGUGCUCUACUCUGGCCGUGUACUCUCGGACGACUCGACGCUGGCUGGCAACAACCUCGCGACGUCACUGUCUGCGACAGAAACGACUAUUGUCCACCUCUCGAUCCGCUCAUUCUCGGUGCACAACGAUGACCCGGACGCAAAGAAGCACGGCUUCACUCGCGCGACCUCGAGGCUGUCGGGCACACAUUCGACUCGCAACGCCCCAGGCGAGGAGGUCUCGGGCUGCAAGUGCAUCAUCAUGUAGGCGGCGGUGCACCACUUUCUCGGCGCACGCCAUCAAAAGUGUUACAAACGCCGCCUCCGUCCACCUCCACCGCCCACACCGCCCAUCCACUGAUACCCCACCUCGACCCGCCGCAUUGGAUUGCCUCACAGCGUCGCGCCGCGCCGCGCCGUACGGCCGACUCUCAGUCAUCGCCGGCGGCACCCCUCCGCCGUGCGCCCGAUCGCCCCGACCCCGCCCCGAUAUUUGUAUUCAAGCCGCCUGUAGAUCACCCCCAGCAGUGUACGAUCGAACCAUCGACUCCAUCUCCUCCAUUCCCGGUUUUCUAGGUCUCCUUCACGUUGUCGCCCACUACACUACGCGACGUCCCCUGUCUCCCUCUCCCUCUCAGUGUCCAGCUCGCCGCGCCGCGCCGCGCCGGCUUGCCGGGCUGACUGAAGCCACCCGGUCCGGUCCGGUCGGCCCGACACACACCGCCCCAUACCACUCCAUCUUGUCUUCUGAACCAUGCACUGUGAUAG